Messenger RNA from Mustela erminea (ermine), 3729 nucleotides. RefSeq names its product Jrk helix-turn-helix protein (gene JRK). Bases 1246 to 2871 code for a protein of 541 amino acids. Gene Ontology annotation, cellular component: nucleus. Lineage: Eukaryota; Metazoa; Chordata; Mammalia; Carnivora; Mustelidae. Gene Ontology annotation, molecular function: DNA binding. The record is from RefSeq and is a predicted model, not a curated record. The transcript has 2 exons.
GACCGGGAGCAGGUGCCCCUCCCCGCCCGCCACCCCCUGUUUCGUCCGUCCCUCGGCCCCGGAGGGUGUGUGUGUCCGGCCGCGUUCCCGAGGCCUCCGCCUGCUGCUUACGUCGAAGUCGCGGCGAGGAGCCCCGAGUGCCGCACCCGUGCCCUUUCGGCUUGAGAACGUGCUUCAGAGCGUCAGGGCCUCCGAGGCUCGGUUUUCGCAGUGGUUGCGCCCCGCGGGGCCCCGCGCUUCCAGCUGGCGGAUGUCGCUCCGCACGCACCUCGGGGACACCUGCUCGUCGGGGACGGAAGCGUCGCACCUCGGGUUUCGGGGGCAGAGCCUGCUGGAGGCCUUCCCGGGCGCCCUCCUCCCCCUCGCUGCUGGGCGCACGGUGGUCUUUACUUCUCUCUGCUGCCCGUGGCCACGCAGUCCACUCACUAGGUGGGACGAAGGCAGGCCCCGAGGGAGCGGCACCCGCGCCCCGCACACGCGGAGGCUGGCCCGCAGGGGAGACUGUGCCUGGCGCUGGCAGGCGACAGGCCCAGAGUCGGUCCGUGGAGCUCUUGCCGGGUUUGAGUUAACGGCGUUCGUCUUGAGUCGUGUUCUCACGGAGCUCGUUUCCACGCGGCGCCCGUGAGCAGGGCUGUGGCCUCAGCAUCUGUGCGGGGCGGCACCGCCGGAAUGAGGGCUUGGGUGGCCGGCGCGUGGGGAGUUGCUCGAAGCCCACCUGUGAGUGCUGCGUGCCUCUCCUGGCGGGACGGGGUGCCCGGCUGCGAGCUGGCUGUCGCUGUCGCCCCGGGGAUCCGCUGUCUCCUGGGCGGAGGGUUCCUAGAGCACGGCGGGAGACAGCGCCAUGCGCCGGAGAGGCAGCCGCAGCACAGACAGUGCUACCUCGAUUCAUCAGAACCACGCUCCCGGGACCCCUGUACUCUCUAAGGUCCACAUUUGAAGGUGGGAGCGGUCACCGUCCCCCUCGAAGACCAGAGGUUCCAACCGUGUGGACACAUCCGGGGCGGUGUGACACUAGUCGUCUCUCCUGCAGAGGGGCCGGGAGGUGGCCACGUCGCUAGCACUGGAGGGCGGACCACAGGAGGAACCGGGGCUCACGGUGGCCCGGGGUCCGUGGAACGGGACGGGCAGGUGAGGGAGCGGAGGACGGGGGAGGUGAGGCAAGGAGUCUGCCAGGACUCCCCAUCCCUGCCCCCGCCACGCGUGUCCUCCCUCCUCCCCAGCUCCCGGGACGAGCCACCCCCCACCAUGGCCUCUAAGCAGGCUGCGGGGCGGAGCCCAGGGGAGAAGCGCAAGAGGGUGGUGCUGACCCUGAAGGAGAAGAUCGACAUUUGCGCGCGCCUGGAGAAGGGGGAGAGCAGGAAGGUGCUGAUGCAGGAGUACAACGUGGGCAUGUCCACCCUGUAUGACAUCAAGGCCCACAAGGCGCAGCUGCUGCGCUUCUUUGCCAACUCGGCGUCCAGCGCGGCGGCGGAGCAGCGGCGCACCCUGCACACGCCCAAGCUUGAGCACCUGGACCGCGCCCUGUACCAGUGGUUCCUGGGCAAGCGGGCUGAGGGCGUGCCCGUGUCGGGCCCCAUGCUCAUCGAGAAGGCCAAGGACUUCUACGAGCAGAUGCAGCUAACGGAGCCCUGCGUGUUCUCGGGCGGGUGGCUCUGGCGUUUUAAGGCCAGACACGGCAUCAAGAAGCUGGACGCGUCCGGCGAGAAACAGGCGGCCGACCACCGAGCCGCCGAGCAGUUCUGUGGCUUCUUCCGGAGCCUGACGGCCGAGCACGGCCUGUCCCCCGAGCAGGUGUACAACGCCGACGAGACCGGCCUUUUCUGGCGGUGCCUGCCCAGUCCCAGCCUGGAAGGUGGGGCGGUGCCUGGCGUCAGGCAGAGCAAGGACAGGCUGACCGUCCUCAUGUGUGCCAAUGCCACCGGCUCCCACAAGAUCAAGCCCCUGGUGGUCGGCAAGGGCGGCGGUCCCCGGGCUUUCGGGGGCAUCCAGCAGCUGCCCGUCGCCUACAAGGCCCAAGGGAACGCGUGGGUGGACAAGGAGAUUUUUUCCGACUGGUUCCAUCACAUCUUCGUCCCGUCAGUGAAGGAGCACUUCCGGGCCGCCGGUCUGCCCGAGGAUGGCAAAGCCAUUCUGCUGUUGGACAAUGCCCGCGCCCGCCCGCGGGAGGCCGAGCUGGCCUCCGGCAACAUCUUCACCGUCUUCCUGCCCGCCAGCGUCACGUCGCUGCUACAGCCCAUGGACCAGGGCAUCCGGAGGGACUUCAUGAGGCACUUCGUUAACCCCCCCGUCCCGCUGCAGACCUGCCACCCCCGCUACGGCAUGAAUGACGCCGUCUUCAACGUGGCCUGCGCCUGGAGCGCCGUGCCCGGUGACGUCUUCAGCCGGGCCUGGAGGAAGCUGUGGCCGGCGGUCAUGUUCGCCGAGGGCUCGUCUUCAGAGGAGGAGCCGGAGCGCCUCCGCGUGAAGCCUCACGACCAGACUUUCGCGCACAUUCUGGAGCUGGGGACGGAGGCCCCGGCCCGCCCUGGCAGCCGGCUUCCCCAGGCCGCGGCGGCCGAGCAGGGCAGGCCGGGACACACGGUCGGAGAAGGCCCAGCCCUGGGCUCUGGGAGCCUGGAGCUCGUCAAGAAGGACAGCGACGAGGCGGCCUGGGAGCAGGCAGCCUUGUCCUUCGAUGCCGUGGUCCGCUUCGCCGAGGGGCAGCCCUGCUUCACGGCGCAGGAGGUGGGGCAGCUGCGCACGCUGCGCUCCGUGUUCGCCAGGCAGAGGCAGGUGAAGUGGCGGCGCGGCGCUCUCAGGGCCGUGGUCAAACUCGAGGCUCCCCAGGAGGCCUCCACUCUGCCCUGCUCCUCUGCAGCCGCCGAGCACUGAUGUCCGCGUGGCCCUCGCCUGCGGGCCAGAGCUUGUCUAGGAGGUUGUGGCGGCCGGGGUGUGCUCUCGGCCGCUCGGGGCGGCCCGUCCCCACGCAUCUGCUUCAUCGGGGCUUGCGGUGUUUCCCCUUCUGGCCCGCGAGUGUGAGCGGCCACUCCGGCUGGGUCGCCCACACCUGAAGCCGACCCAGCGUCCUGUGAAUGGAAGCCGGGGCCCAGCCGGGCAGAGUCUGGGCUCGUGUUUGCCGGCUGAGCCCUGCGUAUGAGUGGGUAGAGCUGUCUGUCUGUCCAGGACGAGGAAAGCCAGGCCUCGGGCCAGCUGAUACCAGGACCUGCAGCCCCUUGCGUGAGGCUGGCGUUGCCCUGGGCCCGCCCCAUCCUCCCCUUGGGGCUCCGUUGCAGCUGCUUGUGGCUUACAGGUGGCAGUUGUCCCGUCAGCCGUGAACUCACUUAACCAUGCCAGCCUCUUCUUGGAAGUUCCUCAGUGUUGCCAGGAGGCCUCAGCCCUGGGGUCUGGACUCCAGGAUGUGGGGGCCACACGCGGGAUUGGCAUGGCAGAGGCCCUUCCCCAACACAAGCAGGACUGUCCUUCCCACCCCCCCACCAGCCACCCGUUGCCCCAGGGAGCUCAUGGCGCACCACGGGCAUGUCUAGCAUCCUGGUGCCAAGUCCACUCCGAGGUCCUAUCCCCGUCCGCAGGAGGUCACGCUCACCGCCUGCUUAUCCCUGAGUUUCACCGAGGCAUUCGAAAAUGAGUUUUAGGCCUCCGCUUGCCACCCGGCGUAGAAGGAGCUGAUUGGAUUUCCGGCCGCAACUGAACCCCUACCCCGGCAGGGAGGAGCCGGCUGCACAGCUUGUU